AAGUGUUAACCAAAAUGAUAAAAAAAGCCUUGAAGAUAUUAUCACUUCUGGUUGUGAUGUGGCUGGUGUCUUUAGUGACUAUAGUGACGGAGUUUCGACCAGGAAAGAUGAUGAUAGUGGGCGACAAUCGCACUUAUGACCAGGCCUUAGAUAUGUACAAAUAUAAGUACUGGAGCGAUGGGGCUCCCUUUAACGAGUCCAACUUUGAAGUUUGGCAGCUAUUAGAGCCAGUCAAAACUGUGCUAUCUGUAGAUGACAAACUGUCAGCUGUUAAAAGUUACGACUUACCGCCAGGUGUUGAUGGCAAGCCAGUUCUCCUAAAUGAAAAUCUCAAAAACUACCUCAAGCAUCAGGUCCAGAAAGGCUGGAAGAGUCACGCUUUCAACCAAUUUGUCAGCGAUAUCAUACCGUUGAAUAGAAGUUUGCUAGACGUUAGAGAUGACUGGUGCAAAACACAGAACUAUUCAAAAGUGUUGCCACAAGCAACGAUAGUGAUAUGCUUCCAUAACGAAGCUUGGUCCACUCUGUUACGAACUGUCUACUCCGUUCUAAACAGGUCACCUGAUACGCUUGUGAAGGAAAUAAUUUUAUAUGAUGACUUUUCUUCGAUGGAUCAUCUGCUGAAGCCAUUGGAGGAAUAUGUACGCUCAUUGCCCAAGGUCAGGCUACUACGAGCGCGUCGUCGUGAAGGCCUUAUCAGGGCUAGAAUGAUUGCCAUAAAAGAUGUGACCACCCCUGUCAUUGUCUAUUUGGAUAGUCACUGCGAAGCUACUGAAGGUUGGCUAGAGCCCUUACUGGAACGCGUAGCCAAAGACUCAACAAAAAUCGCCAGCCCAGUUGUGGACUACAUCCAUGACACCACUUUCGAGUACAUAGCUCAAGACAUCCAUGAGCUACAAAUCGGCGGCUUCAAUUGGAACUUGAAGUUCCAAUGGAACAGUGUACCUGGUGACGUGUUGCUAAAGAGAAAAGAUAUAGCAGCUCCUAUCAAAACGCCUGUUAUAUCUGGGGGUCUUUUUGCUAUCAGCAAGGAUUGGUUCAAAAAAUUAGGGUACUAUGAUGACGGCUUCGAGAUUUGGGGAGCUGAAAAUCUGGAAUUGUCGUUCAAAACGUGGAUGUGUGGAGGUUCUUUGGAGAUUGUGCCAUGUUCACACGUGGGACAUGUAUUCAGGAAGAAAUUCCCUUACAAGGGACAGAAGGGAUCCUUGAUCAGAAAUUCUGUGAGGCUAGCUGAGGUGUGGAUGGACGACUACGCCCAAUAUUAUUACGAAACUAUUGGGAAACAAAAGAUUGACUAUGGCAACGUAUCAUCUCGCGUAGAACUACGCAAGAAGCUCCAAUGUAAAUCCUUCCAGUGGUAUUUGGAAAAUGUAUACCCUCAGCUGGACAUACCUGAGAACUUAGUGGCUAGUGGCCAGAUAUACAGUGAGAGUAAUUUGGCUGGAUGUCUAGACGCAUCUGUAGACCUUACUGAGAACAAUCAUUGGGGCAUCGGCUUUUAUCCGUGUCACGGGCAAGGUGGUAACCAGUAUUGGACAUACUCUCCUGAUGGUGAAAUCAAACGGGAGGACAAGUGUUUAGAUUACAUAUUUUCUAUAGUAACCCUAUAUAUUUGUGGUGGCCGCUCGCAAGUUUGGAUCUACGAUACUAAGACGAAGCACAUUCGGCAUAUGGACACACAGAAGUGCUUGCAGGUGGCCAAGUUUUCUGAAGGAUUGAGACUGAUCUUGGAGAAGUGUUCUACUUCUAGCGCUCAGAUGUGGGUGGUAGAGAACUUUAUAGUCGACAGGCUUGCACCGGAGUUGCAGGUUUAUUCUAAAAGACAUUGA
Ostrinia nubilalis (European corn borer) is the source of this 1829-nucleotide messenger RNA. Its product is annotated as putative polypeptide N-acetylgalactosaminyltransferase 9. Gene Ontology annotation, biological process: protein O-linked glycosylation. The transcript has 10 exons. The record is from RefSeq and is a predicted model, not a curated record. The coding region runs from base 15 to 1829 and encodes 604 amino acids. Gene Ontology annotation, molecular function: polypeptide N-acetylgalactosaminyltransferase activity. Gene Ontology annotation, cellular component: Golgi apparatus. Lineage: Eukaryota; Metazoa; Arthropoda; Insecta; Lepidoptera; Crambidae.